Brassica oleracea var. oleracea is the source of this 1254-nucleotide messenger RNA. RefSeq lists its product as uncharacterized. Bases 204 to 1112 code for a protein of 302 amino acids. The transcript has 2 exons. NCBI's taxonomy places the organism in Eukaryota, Viridiplantae, Streptophyta, Magnoliopsida, Brassicales, Brassicaceae. The record is from RefSeq and is a predicted model, not a curated record.
UCUUGUUUUUUCAAUCACAUCUCUCUCUCUCUCCACAAUAAUCCUAUAGAAAGAACAAAAGAGAGAGAGAUGAUAGUGAAUAAUGGAAGGCUGCUUUUCUUCGUGAAUCUAAAAGAUAGUCACAGAGAGAUUUGAAAGCGUCAUAAUUUCAUAAAUCCAUUUCUCUCUCUCUCUCUCUCUCUCUCUCUCUGUAGCCUCUAACAAUGAAGAGAAGCUUCACUUCACUCCUCAUCCUCCUCUGUUCUCUCCUCUCUCACACCGUCUCAGCCAAUCUACUCCUCGAACCGGUCACACCCAACACCGUACCGGCCUUCCCGGUCGAAACCCAAGCUCAAACCUGCCGUCUUGACCUCUCCGACGAGCUCUUCGGCGGAGUCAACGAAGCAUGCGGGAGAAACCUCGACCGGAGCCGGUGCUGCCCUGUUCUCGCCGCUUGGCUAUUCGCAGCUCACGCUCGCUCUGCUCUCCAGUUACCAGCUCCUGCUCCGACGCCGGCGUCCUCCGACCCCGACGAGCCCAUGAGACCGGACGACUCUCAGAAGUGCGUCAACACAUUGCAGAGCGCGCUUCUGACCAAACACAUCAAGAUCCCGCAGCCUAGUCCUAACUGCGACGCGAUUCUGUGCUUCUGCGGGAUUCGUCUCCACCAGAUAAGCUCACUCUCUUGCCCCGCCGCUUUCAAUGUCUCCUCCGGUUUCCGAAACGCGACUCCGACCGCCGCCGUGAAGAAUCUCGAGAAGGAAUGUCGGAACUCCUCUUACUCUGGCUGUACCAGAUGCCUCGGUGCUCUUCAAAAGCUCAAAGUAAAAGGAGGAAGCAAGAAGACAACAACGGAGAGAGCAAGUAAGAUGAUGAGCAAAGAUUGUCAGCUUAUGGGACUCACAUGGCUACUUGCUCGUAACAAAACGGCAUACAUUCCCACCGUUUCAGCUGUGUUAAGAGCCAUUAUGUAUAGUCCACACCCUCCUCACCUCAACAAGUGUAGUCCUGACCAAGAGAACAUGCCAUUAGCCGUUGACUCUCUUCAGUUCCAGAGGAGCCUUGCUGCUUCAUCUCGUUUUUCUGUGUUUCCGGUUUUACCCCUAAUCCUCUGCAUUUUUCUCUUCUUGUAGUUUUAAAUUUAUUUUGUUUUUGGUCGGAGGGAAAGAGAGUCACGUGAAGCUACAAGACAGAUUAUGUGUGCAUGUAAAUGGCUCUUUUUGGUUUUGUAUCUCUAACCCUAAAAAAAAUUUAACUGUGUUUUGUCUAACUAAA